Molecule: messenger RNA, 5179 nt
Organism: Austrofundulus limnaeus
Lineage: Eukaryota; Metazoa; Chordata; Actinopteri; Cyprinodontiformes; Rivulidae
Gene: carmil3
Product: capping protein regulator and myosin 1 linker 3
Biological process (GO): cell migration; regulation of Arp2/3 complex-mediated actin nucleation
Cellular component (GO): lamellipodium; plasma membrane
Molecular function (GO): protein binding
Source: RefSeq, a predicted model, not a curated record
GUGCUGGAGUCGCUCGGUGGAUCYCGCCAGAGCGCGCAUCUCCGCAUCGCUUCACGCCUCGCGGUGCGGGACUGCUGCCRCGCCGGGACUCACAGGAGAGGCAACAAGAAAGAGUGCGGGUGUGGGGGGAGAGGAGGCAAAAAAAAAAAAGUGAACAGCGUUCAGUGUGUGUGGGGGGGCAGAACGCGUGGGAGAGGAGAGGAAAAAGAGAAGCGGCCGGAAGGGCGGCAGGAGCGGAGAGGAGCGGAGCGCACCAUGGCUUCAAAGGAAACAGCAGCCGCCGGCUUCUCCAACGUCAGCAGAGAAAUCACAGAGAGCAUCAGAAAGGUGCUGGACAAACAGACCAUUAAGUUUGUGCGAGCCAUCAAGCAGGAGACCAGGAGUGGCAAAUCUGAGGACAGAAUUCUGGUCCUGGCAACAUGGAGGCUGUAUCUCUUUGCUGUCAAAGUGCCCACCAAGGUGGAGGUCACUUUCAACUUUUUGGAAAUUAGAGCAAUGAACACCUAUCCAGAACACCAGGUUAUCAUCGAUACAGACAAGACUACGUACUCACUCAGACUACAGACCCAGGACCAAGUGGAUCACAUGGUCAGUCACAUCAACUACGCCCUGUCCCGAGUCUUCAACAACUCCAUUUAUGCCCCUCCUAUUUGUCGAGCCGAGGAAGACUUGCCUGAUGGAAGUCACAAAUUUUCACCAAACUCUGACACAUCCUUAGAGGCUCCUAAAACUUGUGGUGGUUUUUCUGAGACAUAUGCUGCCCUUUGCGACUACAAUGGAAUCGGCUGCAAAGAAGAAGUGCAGUGGGAUGUUGACACGAUCUACCACUCUCAGGACAACCGGGAGUUCAACCUACUGGAUUUCAGCCAUCUUGACAGCAGGGACCUGGCAGUGAUCGUGGCAUCGAUUGCAUACAACACCUGGUUCACCAAGCUGUACUGCAAGGACAUGCGCAUAGGGUCGGAGGUGGUGGACCAGGUUCUGCACACAAUCAGCAAGUCCAACAGUCUGGAGGAGCUCACACUGGAGAAUGCAGCGCUGAAACCGGAUUUCCCCCAGAAGAUGGCGUCUGCUCUGUCAGAGAACCCGGCCUCUGUGAUUCACUCUCUCAAUCUGGCUCAUAACACACUAGACAACCAAGGAGUUGCCAAUCUGAUACAACAGAUCUGUCGCCUCAACAAGGGCCUGCGCCUCCUGAACCUCUCCAAAACCUCCCUCUCCUCAAAAGGUGUUGUCUCUCUGUCCCAGGCUCUGUGUUCAUGUGACGACUACUCUAACUCUCUGCUACAUCUGGACCUGAGCAAAAACCCCGGGGUUCUGUCUGGAGAGGACGCCACGUAUCUGGGACGGACUGUACCAUAGACUUGUUAUUUGGGGCGUUGCUGCGAGGCUGCUGCGCUGACCUCUCCUACCUGAAUCUGUCCAAGAACUCCUUCUCUCACAGGAAAGCGAGAGACUCUCUGCCAUCCUUCCGCCAGUUCUUCAGCUCGGCGUUCAGUCUGACCCAUGUCAGCCUGGCCUCGAUGAAGGUCCCGCCUGAUUCGCUGAGGGCUCUUUUCCUGGGUUURUCCAAUAACCCUCAUAUCUCCGAUUUACACCUGGACAUCAGCAGCUGUGAGUUGAGGUCAGCAGGUGCCGCCGUGAUUCAGGAGCUGUUCCCUCGCGUUGCGUGCGUGGGGACUUUAGACGUCUCUGAUAAUGGUUUGGAUGCYGACUUGUUGGCGGUCAUCCCAGCGCUGUCCCGACACCCCUCCCUAAAACACUUGAUGUUGGGGAAAAACUUCAACAUGAAGGGCAGGGUGCUGGACGAAAUCCUGCAGAAACUAGUUCAUCUGGUGCAAGAAGAAGAGUGUGGCCUGCAGUCCCUCUCCCUGGCCGACUCAAGGCUCCGCCAGCGGGGCACCGUGCUGGUCAACACCCUGGGGUCCAAUGCCUGCCUGAGGAAGGUGGACCUGAGCGGCAACCUGCUGGAGGACUCGGGGGCCAAGAUGCUGAGCAAAGCCCUGCAGAUCAACACAACGCUCAGAAGUGUGACGUGGGAUCGCAACAACACCACCGCAACAGGCUUUCAAGAUGUGGCGAGAGCUCUCGAGCAUAGCAACUUUACUCUGCAGUACAUGCCCCUCCCCCUUUGUGACAUCACCCAGGCGUAUCGCAGUGCACCAGAGAAGACAGAGCAAGCCCUGGCCAAGAUCCAGCGUGCAUUGCUGAGGAACAACCAGACUCAGCGUUUCUCUCAGAAACAGGCUCUUAGGCUCCACCAGGGUCUCGUCACCAGCACAGCUGAACAGGUGAUGGAGCGUCUGUGUGUGCGUGUGCAGCAGCAGGUUUGUGUCCUGAAAGGCUGUGAGGAUGGAGAGGAYGUCCAGACAGCCAGACAAAUCCUAAAAGAGGCCAGGAACUCAAGAGCUCUGUACCCGUCUCUGUGCGAACUGGCCCACGUUUUGUCUGUGGACGGCCCCGUCAAACAGCGGCUGGACAUCCUGGCAGGAGAGCUGGCCAAGGCUGCCGACAAGGAGCUGCAGGUGGUGGUGGACUCCAUGGUGUCUCUGUGUCGCGAGUUAUGCCCCAUGUCCUGUUCAGCUGCAGAGAGACUCAGCCCGCCACUGUCGUCCAUCUCGGAGCAAGUUUCCAUCCCUCGUUCCACCAUCCGCAGUGCUCUGAUGGAGAGAGCAGCUGAAGAUGUCAACAGAGCACUCGAGGAGGUGAAGCUGUCGGUGGUCUCCUAUCUGACAAACUCAAUAGUGGAUCAGAUUCUACAAGAGCUCUAUAACACUCAUAAAACCCUGGUACUGCUGCGGCAGGUGUCUCAGGCAAAGAGAUGGGAUGAUGUGGGGACGGGCAGACGUACGAUCCGACAAUCGAGACUAGUUGAGUCUCUGGAGUUCCCCGACGAGGAUUUUGGGGUCAACCUGGGAAUAGACACGAUGGCCAUCAAAAAACGAAGCUCCAGAACCCGAAGAAUUCGUCCGGUUUCCACCAGAAUGAGUUUGGGUGAUGAGCCCAGUCCCUCUCCAACGCCCUCUGCCCCGUCCCACUCUGCCUCCCUCACUCACUCGGCAUCAUGGGAAUGUCUUUCCACCCUGCCCACCAAUGGCUCGCCCUUGCGCCACGUGACCCACGUCAGGCCUCGCCCACCACGGCGACACCGAGCCGUUCACCUUCCUCCUGAAUCUCAUUGCUCUGAGAACGGAGGAGUCAGUAUGCUGGAGGACGGACUGCCUGAUUUCUACAGCAAGAGAGUUUUACCUGACAGUCAGCUGUCGUCCCUCCAUCAAGCCCAGUCGUUGAGGAGAAAGAAGCGGCGCAGUGUGUUGUCCAUUUUCUCCGGCUUCCGCAAGAACCGCAACUCCACCUUCUCCGUUCAGGACUCGGACAGCGCAUCAGAGAAUGUCUACUCGAUGAUUCAGCACCCRAAAGACAUUGUAAGACCAGAGAGUGCGGUCCCUGGUGCAAACGGGACCRUGUCUUCACCUCGGCCAACUCAGGGAGUCCCCGCUCUCGGGAUGAGGGCUUCCAGUCCCCCCUGUAUCAUUCAAAGACAGUCCACAGAUCUGGUCAGCAUGGUCUACAGCUGCAUCGGGGCAGAAAUCGARGAUUCUGACAGCAGCAGCUCCUGUGACAUCAAAGAGUCGGAACACGGCGCUGACGGAUCAAACGCCGCCUCAGUCACCCCGGCAGGUACUCGGAGUAACGGCCAUGUGGCGUCCUCCAAACAACAGACGGACAGACAGAUGGAGACGGGCCGGCAGGAGAGAAUUGUCCCUCUGACGGACCCACGGACGGAGGCGGCAGAGGACACACAGGGCUCCAGCUUUGGCGGCGGGGCCCCCUGUGGACCAAGACCAGAGCCACCGCUGCAGAGCACCAGGCCCAGUCUGGCUGUGAUGAGACAGAGACACCUGCAGGAGAGUUUAGAGGAGGCAGGAAGGCUGGAGGGAGAAGACCAAAGWGAAAAAAUGCAAGAAGAGAAGCAAAUUGGCCGAGGACCGGAGGGCCAGCGUCCUCUCAUUCCCAAAAAGCCCAGCAUUGACCUCCAGAGAGACAGGACCUCACCAGAAAUGACCAAGGCUUCACCCAAAAUCUCRUCUGCCAGUCCAGGCGAACACAGAACCGAUCGAAGGAGUUCGCCUCCUGCUCAGCCUGUCGCUGAAAACAGGGGGACCAAAGAGGAGGGGAGUCCAUCGGCAUCUGUGACGGAUGUUAUACAGGCAGCGGAUCCUGUCAUCAGUCAUGGUGAAGAYGGAGGACGGAAUGGAUUUUCAACAUCCUCUCAUCACACCAGGAAGACCAACUCCCUUGACAUAGGCAUGGGGCAGAAUACCCUCUACGAUCUGGAGAAGUCUUCAGAUCGCAGAAUCCCUGUGAAACCAUCCUGCUUUCCCCAGUACAAAAACAGAUUUCUGGACAGCCCUGCUGGGACCAGGUGUUUUGACGGYGGUAACAGAGACGCAUUAUGACAUUACCUGAGGACAGAGAGGAGGCUGCUGGGAAAAACUGACUGGAUCACAGAGACCUGGAGCGAGACAAGCUUUUAAAACUGUGUGGACUCAAAUCAAAAAAAUUCAACAGGAAUCUUCUUUUUCUUAAUUUUUUUCUUUUUUUGUUUUGUUUUGUUUUGUUUUAAUGUAUUUGCUGAAAAUGCAUGUACUGUAUACUUUUAUUUUUGAAAAUGCUUGCACUAAUUAUGGUUUUCUCUUGCACAAAGGGAAGCUCUACGUUUCUUUAAAACACUCACAGGUAGUUUUGUUAUUCUGCUCUGCUUCUUAUGAAUCGCCGUUUUACACAUUUGUGAAAAUCAGUUAAAGUUUAAAUGUCUUUUCAUUCCCUCCCCAUCUUUACUGACAAUCUGUGACUACUUAAAGUGAGUUUGUAUUUAUUCUAACGAAAUGUAGAAUACGACUAUAAAACUGCACUAACCAUCGUGGUAAAGGCUACUAGUUAACAAUCAUGUUUUAAUUUGUGAUAAUGUAUUAUUUGAUAUCUGUGAUAUUGUGAGUAUGCUUUUGGUGUGCGAUUGAGAAUCUUGUUUCCAUGGACUCAGCUCUUCCAUUUCUUCAAGAGUGUUUAAAUCAGUCAGUGGGUUGUUUUAAUCUGGUUUUUAGAACCUGAAAAUAAGUAUAUUUUCUCAAGAUGCUUCUACGAAUCAGAAUAAAUAAAAUGAACUGAACAGAAGGAA